Molecule: messenger RNA, 1299 nt
Organism: Helianthus annuus (common sunflower)
Lineage: Eukaryota; Viridiplantae; Streptophyta; Magnoliopsida; Asterales; Asteraceae
Exons: 3
Coding region: 1-1299 (432 amino acids)
Source: RefSeq, a predicted model, not a curated record
AUGAAGAUUCGUUUGGUUGUAUACAAUGGCGGAAAGUGGGAAAUCGUUAACGGAAAGUUGGAGUAUGUUGCUGAUGCUUAUUCAAGUAGACGUGGUUUAGAAAUUGAACCCAACCUUUCAGACACUGCUCUUCUAAGGUUUGGUGUUGGAUCAUCUAGUUUUUCAACUCCAAAAAAAUUUUUAGUUCCGGAUUUAAAUUUCUGUACUGAUGAAGAAAAUUAUGAUGUUGUAAACGACUCCCAACCAAAUCCUGAUAAUUCUUUUGAAAAUUGUUCGCGAUCUUCAUCAAUUACUUUUGAACCAGGUCACGUAUUUAAUAACAAAGAAGACAUGAAACUUGAGUUGGGAAAAAAAUGUUUGUUAGAACACUUUGAGUUUAAAGUAGAUAGAUCCUCUAAAAGUCGGUACCAAGUGUCAUGUUUGGUGGACGGUUGCGGUUGGCGUUUUCGUGCAAGGAGUUUUGGAGAUAGUGGGGUGUUUUUUGUUAAGAGUUUUAACGAUAAACACACGUGCUCGAAGACGCUAACGUACCCACAUGUUCGUCAGGCAAACCCAAAUGUUGUUGCUCAUUAUUUAAAAGAACCUUUAAAAGAUAGUGGAAGAAUAUAUCGUUGUAAUGAAAUAGUGAAAGAUUUUAGACAACGAUUCCAAGUUGAGAUAACCACUAGUCAAGCUUGGCGUGGAAAAAGUCUGGCACUAGAGCUUUUACAAGGAUCAAGCAGAGACUCGUUUGUAGAACUACCACUUUACUGUUACAAUCUAGAGCGGGCAAAUCCUGGUUCUGUUACACAUAUCAAGACUGAUGACGAGCGUCGGUUUGAGAUGGUCUUUGUCGCGAUUGGUGUUGCGAUUCGUACCUUUAUAUGUAAUUUAAGACCGGUGGUGAUCAUUGAUGCUGCACACCUAAAGGGUGAAUUUAAAGGGACGUUAUUUUUAGCGGUCGGGAUGGAUGGAAACAACCAAAUUUUACCAAUUUCCUAUGGAAUAGGAAAAUCAGAGGAUGGUGAAUCUUGGACAUGGUUUCUGUCAAAGCUUAAAGAAUGUAUCGGUGAAAUACCUGAAAUGGCCAUAAUUUCGGAUAGAGCGAAUUCUAUACAUCUGGCUGUUAGAAACGUCUUUCCACAUGUUUAUCAUGGGUUAUGUUGUCGUCAUUUAAUGAUGAACCUACGUUUACCCUCUGAUAAAAAAAAGAAAAUGAGAAGCUGUGGUGGAAGACAUGCAAAUCGUAUCGAUUGUCUGAUUUUAACGAGUCAUUUAAUUCUCUUUGUCUUGCCGUUCCUAGAGUACGUCACACUCUAA